Coccidioides posadasii C735 delta SOWgp is the source of this 840-nucleotide messenger RNA. RefSeq lists its product as uncharacterized. Gene Ontology annotation, molecular function: guanyl-nucleotide exchange factor activity. The record is from RefSeq and is a predicted model, not a curated record. Gene Ontology annotation, cellular component: cell tip; Golgi to plasma membrane transport vesicle. Lineage: Eukaryota; Fungi; Ascomycota; Eurotiomycetes; Onygenales; Onygenaceae. Gene Ontology annotation, biological process: exocytosis.
AUGACAACAAUUACGACGACGACGACGACAACACAGGCCGAAGAUCGCAAAUCGAUCCCUUCCCGUUUCGCAAAAGCAUUUUUCAUGUCCGUCGCCGAUCCGGUCUUCUCGACCGCUCCACCGUCCUGUCCACGAUGCGGGUUCGAUGGAGCCCCUCUGCUCCAGGACGAUGCGAAGGCAGCGCAGCAGAGGAUAACAGAGCUGGAGACUCAGAUAAAGUUUCUCAACCAACGUGCAGCAGCAACAGCGGAGAAACUAGCAGACUACGAAGAUGAAAUCCGCAUUCUCCGCUCCCAAUCGGCAUCGGCAUCGGCAUCAGCAUCUGUCCCCCCUCGCACACCCACCUUCACCCCACCCUCACAGCUGGCCUUCUCGACCUCUCCAUCCCCACCACAACCGCGGCUGCAGCAGCCGCAACACACCCGUUUCGCGACCCUCACGUCCUUCUUGCCCUACGGCAAACGUAAUAAUUCCAGCGCGAACGGUGCUCCACUCAGCCAGACUACCUCUUCGCCCGAAAGCACUAUAACAUCACCUCCCCGAACGGCCGAUUCCACUCUCACCGCAUCCCUCCAAGACGCCCUGCAGCGCGAAACGGAACUCAGAAAAGCGGCGGAGUCGCGUCUCACGCAAGCCAAUUCUGAACUGGAGGAUCUCACAACGCAGCUGUUCAGCCAGGCGAACGAGAUGGUUGCGCAGGAGCGGAAGGCACGGGCGAAAUUGGAGGAGCGGGUAGAGUUGCUGGAGCGGAGAGAUGGAGAGAAGAGGAGGAGACUAGAUCGACUGGAAAAGGCGGUCGCGAGAGUAGAGAGGGUAAGAGGAAUGGUUGGUGGACGGUAA